This is a messenger RNA of Oncorhynchus gorbuscha (pink salmon), 2306 nucleotides long. RefSeq names its product prostacyclin synthase-like. Gene Ontology annotation, molecular function: heme binding; oxidoreductase activity, acting on paired donors, with incorporation or reduction of molecular oxygen; iron ion binding. Gene Ontology annotation, biological process: prostaglandin biosynthetic process. The transcript is spliced from 10 exons. The record is from RefSeq and is a predicted model, not a curated record. Lineage: Eukaryota; Metazoa; Chordata; Actinopteri; Salmoniformes; Salmonidae. The coding region runs from base 512 to 1981 and encodes 489 amino acids.
UGAGUCAAAGGUACAUGGAUUUCAAAUUGUCUGCGCUCAACUCUAUGGAGGCCCCCAUGAAGACACGAUAUUAUUGGAAUAUCAUUAUUUAGGAUAUUAUCAAACCUCAUCUGAUUUAAAUUCAGACACAUGGGUGGGUUUGUUUUGUUUAGGCUUGGAUGUAUCUGGAAAUGAAACUACGGCUCCAUUAAAUUCCUAGCCCUGAGUAUCAGCUUUAUAGCAACGUUGACAAUUAAAGGCCAUGUUCCCGCGGUCGCGGAGACAACAUGCACCGUAAACACGGAUCUCCUGCGAUACAGAAUGAAUCAACUCCCGAGUCAUGGGUCCUACGUGAACUCGUGCAAAUACGAAGAUGGAUGAGGUCAUAUGACGUCAAGGUACACCCUGCAACGCCGUCAUCGGAUGACAAAAUAAAUAGCACUAUAUCUGAUCAAGCCUGUAGUCUUAAAUUAUUCACAUAUAUUCACUGCUGCGCACCAACGUGCAGGUACAUCUUUCUAGAAAUUGCGCUAUGAUUUGGACGAUACUUUUGCUUGUCCAGGGCAUGCUUCUCUUAUUCGUACUUGUUUCGAAACGCUCCAGGUCAGAGAAAGAGCCACCUUUAGACAAAGGAGUUAUUCCAUGGUUAGGCCACGCCCUUGAGUUUGGAAGAGAUGCUGCCAAGUUUCUAAACCGUAUGAAGGUGAAGCAUGGCGAUAUCUUCACGGUGCGUGUGGCUGGGCGCUAUGUGACAGUGCUACUGGACCCCAGCUCUUAUGAUGCUGUGAUAGAGGACUCUGUGUCCCUAGACUUCACACGCUACGCACAGGUUCUCAUGGACAGAAUAUUCAGCCUGCAGCUCCCCCAUCACAACCCUGCUGUAGAGAAGGCCCUAACAAAACAGCACUUUGAGGGCGGGAGCCUAUCCUGCCUGAGCAGCACCAUGCACCGCCAUCUUCAGUCCUUGCUGCUGCAAGCCCAGAGGCCCUGUCACAACCAGACCGACUGGAACACGGACGGGCUCUUCAGCUUCUGUUACAGUCUUCUCUUCAGGGCAGGGUACCUCACACUUUUUGGAGGGGAGCAGAACAACAACAGAACAGAUCCCACUGACGUCUAUGAGGAGUACCGGAAGUUUGACAACCUCCUGACCAAAAUGGCCAGGACCACACUGAAACCAGAGGAGAAGCGGACCGCCCAGAGUGUGAGGGGGCGUCUGUGGGAGUUGUUGGCCCCGGCGGGGCUGGGAGAGGGCUCCGGGUCCAGCCCCUGGCUGAGAGACUACAGGCACCUUCUGCAGGAAGAGGGAGCUGACGAGGAAACUCAGAGGAGAGCCCUGCUGCUGCAGCUGUGGGCCACACAGGGUAACGUUGGACCUGCUGCAUUCUGGCUGUUAGGUUUCCUGUUGACAAACCCUGAGGCCAUGAGGGCGGUGAGAAGAGAGUUCAGCAGCAUCUCCGAGCAGGACUCUGCAAAGUGUCCCCUACUGGACAGGCUGCAGCACACACCUGUGUUUGACAGUGCCUUAGAGGAGACUCUGAGGCUCAGUGCUGCCCCGUUCAUCACCAGAGAGGUAGUGCAGGAAAAGACCCUGCAAAUGGCCAAUGGGCAGGAGUACCAUCUCAGGAGGGGGGACAGAGUGUGUCUGUUCCCCUUCAUUAGCCCUCAGAUGGAUCCUGAGAUCCACCAGGAACCACAGAGAUUCAAGUAUGAACGCUUCCUCAACAAGGACGGAUCUGUGAAGAAGGACUUCUUUAAAGGAGGGAGACGGCUCAAGUACUACACCAUGCCAUGGGGCGCAGGCACCAACGGCUGUGUGGGCAAACGCUUUGCCAUCAACUCCAUCAGACAGUUUGUGUAUCUGGUCCUGUCUCAUCUGGAACUGGAGCGGUGUGACUCAGAGGCUCAGAUGCCAGAGGUGAACUCCAGUCGCUAUGGGUUUGGAAUGUUGCAGCCUGAAGGAGACCUGGCCAUCAGAUAUAAACCUAGACUUUCACAUUGAAGACAUGACGUUGAGAUCUCUCAAACCAGACGUGAGGUCUGGUUUAUGAAGUUUAGGCUAAUUUCAAAAAAUGUAUGACAAUAUGUCCAUAUAAUAUAUUGUAUCUAUUUUUGUAUCAGCACAAAUGUACAGUGUAAUGUGUUAUUUAUCUUUAAUUAUAAUGUAUAUAUUUCACUUUAACAUUUUCACUUCAUAACAAUACAAUUGUUUUUUGUUCUAGACUAUUUUGUUUGUAAAAUAAGUUGUAUCAAUGAUUAACCUGGCUCCUUAAAACCAGCUUCAAGUGUUUAAAGUGCAUUAUGUAUAAACUAUUGCACCACCUUAA